This is a messenger RNA of Schistocerca gregaria, 1853 nucleotides long. RefSeq lists its product as uncharacterized. The transcript is spliced from 3 exons. The coding region runs from base 312 to 1853 and encodes 513 amino acids. NCBI's taxonomy places the organism in Eukaryota, Metazoa, Arthropoda, Insecta, Orthoptera, Acrididae. The record is from RefSeq and is a predicted model, not a curated record.
CCGUCCUCUGUUCUAUCUCCUCUCCUCAAGAAGGAGGACGCGUCUCCUUUUGUCUACUACGAUAAAAACACAAUCGCCAUUUUGUGGAAUCAUCGCCACUCUUUGAUAUGGAUCAACACCUCCGUUUCUUCUCACGACCAACUCGCGAACUUCAUUUCAACUCUCCAACCAACUAACUCGUCCCAACGCGCGAACGUGGCAAACCAUUCUCCCGGCAUCGCCCGCUUCGACGUCGGCUCGCCCAUAUUGUUCGUACAGCCCUUCGCAGGUAACGUGCGUACACUCCGCUGCUCCCAUUCGUCAACCAAUCGAUGUACACACAUAUGAUUGAUUACGGCGAACAUGCGUCUGGAUACAUCAAGCUGUUUGUAGUACAGGAGAACGGGUGUCUGGAUGUAUGGCGAGAAACCGAAGCAGGAUUCGUCGUCGAAGAAGCAACGCGUCUUCCCAUUUCAUCCGAGAAAAUCAUAAGCUGCGUCAUCACUGACAGCCACAUCUAUUGGGCGGAAAAAGACGUUGACGAACGCCCACCGAACACUUGGGCUCUUUUUGGUUUAGAACGUCGUAAAACUGAUCGUCAAAAAAAUUUUGAAAAUCCUUCAGCUUUUUCGAACACUCCCGAUACGAAUCGUCUUUUCGAUACUACCCGUGUCUCUGAACCGCUACUGCUUCUGGAAGAAUCCAUCGAAGAAUUGGCUCUGGCACAGGAAAACCAAAUUUGGAUAUUCACUCGAGAUGUCAAAAAUCGUGUUCGACGCCUGUUCCUCUAUAGCCACCUGAAAACCGAAAAUCUGGUCGAUUAUCACUUGCCAGAGCAUUCGCUCGAAGAGGUUCAUUCAAUCACUCGCGAGGUGCUUCUUCUCGACACAAAUAGAGGAAAAUUAUACGCCGCCACACAUACCAAUUCUAACGAGCUGACGCACUUGUCGAACCUUCAAACCAGUUCGCACCUCACUGGUGAGCGCAUGCACAUUCAUCAGCAUACCCUAUGCUUGUUGCGUUGCUCGGAGUUGAAGUUGUACGAUUUGAGGAGCGGUAUCUUGGUACAACUUUUGAACUUGCCUCAACUUGCUUCUACUGAUGAGUUUAAUUUUUGCAAAAGUCUGAUUCCCUCCAGCGACUGCCCGAGCGGCGUGUGGUGUGAGAAGGGACUUUGGCAAGUCAAACAACCAUCCGUGUUAAAAUAUGUCGAAUUUUUGCUAAACUCUUCGACCGAAACUCCCAACUCCGAGAGUACUGUCUCUCCACAAACAUCGGCAGCUCUUCUGUGUAGGGACUGGCACCUAAAGACGGAAGAAACUGUAUGUUGGCUCAAACAAAUCGACCUUCUAUACCAAAAAAAAUCAUUGAAUGACCGAGAGUUUCAUUUGCUUCUUCAAGCGUGCGACGCCUCGUUCGACCAUUUGGAAUCUCCUGCCAUUCUGAUAUCUGUGCUGCAGAAAAUGAGAGCCAAAAGUCACGCAAAAGCGUUCGUCGAACGGCUCGUUCGCCACAGAAGUCAUAUGUUGAAACACCUGUCGCUCACCACACCGCCCAGUUUCCCUAUUUCGUCACUAAUUACUCAAUAUCUAGACACCACUGACGAAAAGAUGAUAAGCAAUAUGCCUCUUCGUUGGGAAGAUCGAAUUCAACAAUUUCAGACCGAAGAAAAAUUCAAUCAAUUGAUAAAAACAAAUCUUCAAACUUGGGAUCUCGAUCAAAUCGUUCUUUUUCUCAGCCGUAUAGAUGCCAGACACAACUUUGGCCUGCGCAUCAUGGUUUUGCGUCUCCAAGAUGCUGUCCCUUACGGCCGCCUUGAAGUCGGCUCUUUGUUCACUGUCCAUGUUGAAGGAGUUCACGAGGUUGCUGACUAA